CUAGUGAAUGAAAAUCAGUCAACAGAUUGGCUUUGUGCGUUAAAUAGGAAGAAUAGCUAAGUGUAGUGUUAAGUGUAAUAAACUUAAAAAAAUCAAACAAAUUAAUUUGCUAUUUAGAUAAAUUACAAUUGAAAAAUGGCUGCUAUCAAAGAUCAAUUAUUAGUUCCGAUUGCCGAAACUUUACCAUCAGCUGGAAACAAAAUUACGGUCGUUGGUAUUGGACAGGUUGGAAUGGCAUGCGCUUUCAGUAUUUUAACUCAAAAUGUUUCAAAUGAUGUUUGUCUUAUUGAUGUUUGCGCUGACAAAUUGAAAGGUGAAAUGAUGGAUUUACAACACGGUUCUAAUUUUCUAAGGAAUCCAAAAAUAUCUGCUGGUACUGAUUAUUCUUUGACGGCUGGAUCAAGAAUCUGUAUUGUAACCGCUGGAGUUCGUCAAAAAGAAGGCGAAAGUCGUUUAUCUUUAGUUCAACGAAAUGCUGACAUUCUUAAAGGAAUUAUACCGCAGCUAGUAGAAUUUAGUCCAGAUACAAUUCUUUUAAUGGUAUCCAACCCAGUUGAUGUUAUGACAUAUGUAGCUUGGAAAUUAUCUGGUUUGCCAAAAAAUCGGGUAAUAGGAAGUGGUACUAAUUUAGAUUCAUCUAGAUUUCGCUUCUUAAUGUCACAGCGACUAGGUGUUGCUCCGACUUCCUGUCAUGGUUGGAUCAUAGGUGAACAUGGUGACAGCAGUGUACCAGUAUGGUCUGGAGUUAAUAUAGCUGGGGUACGUUUACGUGAACUAAACUCAGAAAUUGGUACAAAUCAUGAUGAUGAGCAUUGGAAUGAAUUGCAUGCUCAAGUUGUAAGUAGUGCUUACGAAGUAAUCAAAUUAAAAGGAUAUACAUCCUGGGCUAUUGGUUUAAGCAUUGCAGCUUUGGCUUCUGACAUUCUCCGAAACACUAAUAAAGUUGCAGCAGUAUCUACAUCUGUUAUGGGUGAACAUGGUAUUGAGAAAGAUGUUUUUCUCUCAUUACCAUGUGUACUUAAUUCAAACGGUGUUACUAGCAUAGUUAAACAAAUUUUAACUCAAAGUGAAACGGAGCAACUACGUAAAUCAGCUGACUUAAUGGCAGAAGUUCAAGCAGGAAUCAAGUUUAACUAAAAAAAGUUACCCUCUGAGUGGAUUUUUAUCUCUAAAUCAAAAAUUUGAAAUUGCUUUUCAAAAAAUGUAUUAAAUUAUAAGUGUAAUAGUAAUUAAUCACAUUUGAAAUAUUUCCUAAUUUAAUCAAUAUUACAUCUACCAAAAAUAACAUAAAUUAAGCACUAACUCUUAUACAAAGAUAUAAAGUCUAAAGUAGGGUCUAGUAUGAUUUUACUGAAUUGCUACGAUAUUUUAUUUAGAGAAAUUGAUUUCGAUUUUUGAGUUCUACUCUAGUAACUUUUAAAUUAUAGAAUAUUACAAAAUAGGUCACACUAGAAGAUUACUAAAUAAGAUGCCCUUUUUCUUGAAAUUUCUUUGAAAAAUGUUUGUGUGGGAUUUUACAUCCGUUUUGUAUAUUAUUUUUCGUUAUAUAAAGCAGCAGGUCGUCAAGUUUAGUAUUUUUAAUUAAUUUUAUAGAAAUUGGUUUAAAUUGUGGAAACAAAUCAUUUAAACGCUUAAAAUUUUGCUAUAAAUGUUAAUCCAUUUGUAAUGUAAAAUGGCAUCGACAUACAAGUGAAUUUAAUAAAAAUCAUGAAAACUGCAAAACAAUUGCAAAAACGAGAUCGUAAAAUUUACGUUCAUAAAAUUUAUUCUACUUUUUUAAAGUAAAAUUUACAAUUUUAGCCCGUUAUUCUGUUAAUUUAUUGCAAAUUGGUUGUUUUUAUAUUCGUCAUGUUUAAGAUUAAUGACACGAAGAAACAAUUGCCACAAUAGAAAUUUUCACAAACGCAAUACUGCAACAAUAAUUUCAAAAUGCAAUACUACAAAAACAUAUCGUAGUGAAUAUUCAAUAUAUUUUUGACUAUUCUAUAAAAUCAAAAAAGUUCAUAUGAUUAAACACUCAUACUAAUUUAUGCAUAACAUGCACUACUCUAACUAACUUCGCUAUAUUGUAAAAAAUUGGUCAUUUUUAUGAAUAAAUCUGGCUCGCAACAUCUGCUUAUGAACACAAAUAAAGCGCUAUUUUCGCUAUACAUACAUAUAUCGCGAUAUACGUACUGCGUUUAUGAAAACGCCGAAUAUUACUCAUAAUUUCUUAAUAUUAAACUAGAAAUGAUCUAUUAUAGACUAUAUUAAAGGUUUUAUGAAUAAAUUUAUAUAGAGAAUAUUUUGCAGUUCAUUAUAAAACAAUCUCAAAAAUACAUAAUUAUAUGUGUAUGUACCUCAACUAAUAAAUUCUUAUCUUUAUUAUCGUUAUUGAUACAUUAUCAUUUCCGAUCUCACCAACCGUGUUUUUAUAUCAAUGAACGUGCACCUACAAAGGUAUAUACGUAUUUUUAUGUACAUAAUAUUAUAUUACUUCUAUCACAUCAAACAGCAUUUUAUAUAUACAUUUGAAUUUUGUAAUCAUUUUUGAAAUACAUUUCAUUAUUUUUAUUUUUCUACAAAAAAUGUACACAGUUCACAAAUUUGAAAUGUUUUGAUUUAAAAAAAAUAUAUCAUAGCCAAAUUGUAAGAAAAAAUUUAUAUUUGUAUAUUUGUACAUAUAUAUAUACUUGUAUUAGAAUUUUUUAGACGUAUGUAGUAAAAAAUCUACCUCAAAACUAAACAACCGAAACUACCUCAUGUUACAAACUUUAUUGGCAACACAAUAUGUAUAUACAAACAUAGAUAACGUAUGUACAUAAAUUAUGUUUAUUGUUAUGAAUAAGUUUAUGUAAAUAUGUAAGAAUAAGGAACGUUCAAAGUAAGGUUAAUUGAUGUACAUACAUAAUUAAUAACUAAGUAUAACCAGCUACGGGUUCCUUCACGAGAUAAAAUCAAAAAAUAAUUUAAAUAAAAAAAUUGCUGAAAAUUAAAUCCUUUAUUAAAAAGUAAUAAGCCUUGAGGCUAGAAUUAUAUUUUACAACCUCAAACUAUCUUUUAAAUUUAAAAAUUUUUUGAAAAAAAAAAAACAUGUGCUUGAGACAAAGUUUUUUGAUUUUUAAAAAGAUAUCUGGUUUUAAACUUAAUUCCGUCUCACGCAAGAAUCUUGUUUAUCACAUUGAAGGAAAUUUCUCCGUAAUUAUACAUGAACAAAUAAACGCGUUGUCAAAUGAAAUUUGAAUACACUUUAAAAUUUUUUAAAAAAGUUAUUAAGAGUCAGAUAUCAAAUGAA
This is a messenger RNA of Condylostylus longicornis, 3274 nucleotides long. RefSeq names its product L-lactate dehydrogenase. Gene Ontology annotation, cellular component: cytoplasm. Gene Ontology annotation, molecular function: L-lactate dehydrogenase (NAD+) activity. Gene Ontology annotation, biological process: carboxylic acid metabolic process. Bases 136 to 1137 code for a protein of 333 amino acids. The transcript is spliced from 3 exons. The record is from RefSeq and is a predicted model, not a curated record. NCBI's taxonomy places the organism in Eukaryota, Metazoa, Arthropoda, Insecta, Diptera, Dolichopodidae.